AGUAUAUCCAAGCACAAUUCUAAAACGCGGAGUUAACAGGUGUUAUAAUUUUUGAGACUUUAUAGUUUCAAAAUACUUUAGUUUUACUUUUUAGAAGUUGAACUUCAUCCACUUUAAGCAGUUAAGUAACAGUUUACUAGCUCAAAAUCAAACCAAAGAGACUCAUGUUUGAGGACACUCUCUCUACAAUAAUCCAGGCUUCCUUUUUUCGACACUGUAUUUUCCUAACUAUUCACCCUAGGCAUAUGACAUCUAUGACAGCGAACAAAACUGCUUACAACCUAAAUAUCUAACAACAGUCUGAAGAACAGGUGCAACGCUAUUUAGAUGCAUGCUUUUUUCUGCUAAGCCUAAAUUUGCCCUGGAAAGAGAUUUAAAAAUAAACACAUACACCAAAAAGUUAAAUAACCUUAAUAAUCUUUUCAAAAAGAUGCAGCAAAUUGGAAAUCCAAGACAGGAGCAUAAAUUAUCAACGUCUUUCAAAAAAGUGAGGUGAGGUACCAAACGUUCACAUUACGAGGAAUGAAUCAGGUUCAACUAUGAAGGAGGACAUUUAACUUUGCUUCUCCUGCAUGAGUUAGUGACAUGAGACAACUACGUUUUACUUCAAACUAAUAUUCAAUCUUUUCUCAAUCGUUUCAUAAACACGGCACAUAGGAUCUCGUUUGGCCUUUUCUAAGAAAACAAGGGGACUUGUGGAGUGUAGGAAGAGGUCUAGCGAAGGGUACUCUAAUAAGAAAAUUUCAAAGUUGAAAGCGUUGAUGAGUCACUAAGGAAUAACUACAGAAUCCAAGCGAGUAAGGGCAGCAUCUCAGGUAGGAAGGUACUCAAAAGUUGACGGUGAGAAAUGAAAACUUCACAGGCCACCUGCAGCCACUGCGCUUGGUAGCAGCCCAGGGAACCAGCGUGGCUGUCAAGGGGCAAGUGCGUACCAAAUAGAGGGGAAGGGGGCAGAAAGGCCAAGUUUAAAGGGGGGUGGUCCGGGAAAUGGUGGUAAGAUGCCCACCCAGUCCCUCUCCUCUGGUUCUUCAUCUAAAGACGACCGAACAAAAGCAAACUCUGUGUCCAACAGCGCCAAACCGGACUCUCCCAGAGAGAGGUGCUCGGCCCCAAGCCCCGGAGGCCCGGGAAGGCCGCCUCCGGAGGAGCCCCCGCAGACGCCAUGCUAAAAGCCAAAAUGGCUGCCCCGAGGAAGCCCGCACCGCGUACCCAGUGAGGGCUGGGGAGCAAGAUUCUGCAGGAAAGGGGGAGGGGGACUCCAGAAAACGCCGCUGCCAGGACCAUCACCCCGGAGCAGCACAGUUUCCAGUUACGGCCCUCCCUUGCCAUAACUUUUGGACAGUAUUUGAGAAGAUACUGGCCAAGAGAAAAAAUGAUAAAAUUUUUCCUCAUGGUGAAUAAACAAGGGCAGACCCGACUUUCUAAGUACUACGAACAUGUGGAUAUUAAUAAGCGUACACUUCUGGAAACAGAGGUCAUAAAGAGCUGUCUCUCCCGAUCCAGUGAACAAUGCUCUUUCGUUGAGUAUAAGGAUUUUAAGCUGAUAUAUCGGCAGUAUGCAGCUCUCUUCAUUGUGGUUGGAGUUAAUGACACUGAGAAUGAGAUGGCUAUUUAUGAAUUCAUUCAUAACUUUGUGGAAGUUUUAGAUGAAUACUUCAGCCGAGUGAGUGAAUUAGAUAUAAUGUUUAAUUUAGAUAAAGUACACAUAAUUUUGGAUGAGAUGGUGUUAAACGGCUGCAUUGUGGAAACUAACCGGGCUAGAAUUCUUGCUCCUCUACUAAUUCUUGAUAAGAUGUCAGAAAGCUGAAAAGAAGGCUCUGCCAGACAGAUUUCAAACAGCGUGGAAUCCAUCUAAAAAUCUGUCACUCAAAGGAAUCUGGAAGACCACAACUGCAAAAUGGGGUGUCCUUCCAAAGACAUUAUAAAUAUGUGUUCUAUAGUUCCUAGAUGGAAAGUAAAACUGCAUUUAAAAAUAUGUACAAAGAAAAUUCUUCUCUGAGAGACAAGUUAUAUUUUCUAGCUGUAUUUUUCCCACUUCAAAUUUUCGGUACCUAAGGAACCUUUUUUGAUCUGAUUCCUUUUGCACAUUAAAUUCAAGAAUAGCAGGAUGGUGGUGAGAAAAAAGUUCUCUGUCAGCUAAUAAAAUCUCAAAAUUAAACA
Molecule: messenger RNA, 2160 nt
Organism: Otolemur garnettii (small-eared galago)
Lineage: Eukaryota; Metazoa; Chordata; Mammalia; Primates; Galagidae
Gene: AP4S1
Product: adaptor related protein complex 4 sigma 1 subunit
Exons: 6
Coding region: 1373-1807 (144 amino acids)
Biological process (GO): vesicle-mediated transport; protein transport
Cellular component (GO): intracellular membrane-bounded organelle
Source: RefSeq, a predicted model, not a curated record